This is a messenger RNA of Dovyalis caffra, 888 nucleotides long. The record is from the annotation of a GenBank genome assembly. NCBI's taxonomy places the organism in Eukaryota, Viridiplantae, Streptophyta, Magnoliopsida, Malpighiales, Salicaceae.
AUGGAGGAUUCAGCUUUUGAAUAUCAAUACCAUACGAACCCUCUUGAUUAUUCAAUGAAUGAUAACCAAACUUUCUAUCAUCAAACUCCACAAAACUUGAGCAGUGCAUCCUCUGGAACUUGUCAAGUCAGCUUUGAGAGCCCAGUUAAGCGGCCAAAGAUUUCUGAACCAGUCUCUACUUCUUCCUCAUCUCAUAUUUUAUGUUUUGAUAACUCUAAUUCACCUCCAGUCACUUUCUAUGACCUGGACUCAACAGCAGUUCCUAAGAAUGAAAUAGGAUGUGAUAGCAAUGUCAAUUACGAAUAUGGUGCAACGUAUUUUGUACAAGGUAGCAAAAAGAUUGCUCCAAUGAGUAGGUCUCCUUCUCAUGCAAUAGGGGAAAGGAAGCGCCGGGAAAAGCUCAGCCAGAGAUUCAUAGCUCUUUCAGCUGUUAUUCCUAACCUAAAGAAGAUGGACAAGGCAUCUGUACUUGGAGAUGCAGUUAAGUACCUGAAGCAUCUUCAAGAACGCGUGAAGACACUCGAGGAACAAUCUGCCAGGAAAACCAUGGAAUCGGUAGUUUUCGUGAAGAAGACUCAGGUUUGUGUUGAUGAUGAUUCAUCUUCAAUUGAUGAGAACACUGAUGGCUGCUGUGACCACCCACUUCCGGAAAUCGAAACACGAGUUUCGGAUAAGGAUGUUCUCAUUAGGAUCCUUUGCGAGAAGAAGAAAGGAUGCCUGAUGAAAAUACUCAGCGAAAUCGAAAAGUUUCACCUAAAUGUCAUCAAUAGCAGGACCUUGUCCUUCGGAAACUGCACCCUAGAUGUUACUGUAGUGGCUCAGAUGGACGUUAAUAAUUCUGUGAUACUGAAAGAUAUUGUGAAAAAUAUACGACAAGCUCUGCUAUAG